Molecule: messenger RNA, 5013 nt
Organism: Symbiodinium sp. CCMP2592
Lineage: Eukaryota; Dinophyceae; Suessiales; Symbiodiniaceae
Source: the annotation of a GenBank genome assembly
AUGAAGCCCCUGCCUGCAAUGCGAUCCCAUCAUGCACUGCUUCUGGCAUGGAUGGCUGCCUGGGCGACCAUGCCGCAGAGUGUCUUCACCGCCAUCAAGCGCCCAGCGAAUCUUCCUGCAUCUUAUGUGUCUCCGACAAGUCAUGGUUUCCGACGGCCACGCAAAGCUGCGACAAAGCUCUUUCUCUCAGGGUUCAGUUUGGGCCUUGUAGCCUGCGCUGCCGGUAGCCAUCGCCUGCGGCGACAGAAGUUUUGUAGAUCCAGUGCCAGGCAGUCGGUCGGAACAUCACUAGACCCAAGCUUUGGGUUGAAGCAGGAUCAGAAAGGUCGUCGGCUGGGCACUUCGAAACUUACUGGCUUCGAGGAGUUCAUGGCCCAGUUGGUGGGGGCGCCCGAAGGACCUGUGCAUCUGGACGAGGCCAAGUACCGGGCCCACGUUUUGGACGCGCAGGAGCAGAUGAAAACACUGGCGAGGUCUUCAGAGCCUUUCACCUUGGACCAGUUUGGCAAUGCGGGCUCCAUCUAUGGCAUCGGCAGGCGAGAGUAUCAGAAGCAACACGGCCGACUGAACCUUUCACGCCUUUGCGGCAUCAUUUCUUUCGACUCUGCGGCACGGACGGUCACAACAGGAGCAAAGACGGAUUUCAAGACCCUCACCCGAUUCUUGCUGGAUCGCGGCUUUAUCGUUCCCGUCGUCCCAGAGGUGGACACCGUCACAGUCGGAGGGGCCAUCUCGGGAAUUGUCAUGGAGGCCGCGAGUUUCCGACACGGCUUCGUGCACAACACUGUGCAGAGCAUGGAGGUGCUGCUGCCAGAUGGUAGCGUGGUUCUCUGCAGCCGCGAGGACAAUGCUGAGCUUUUCAAUGCGAUUCCCCAUUCAUAUGGCACUUUCGGAUACGUGCUGAGCGCGACCAUGCUGGUGGUGCCUGCUCAGACUGAGGUGAUGGUUAGGAUCCAGGAGCUCCCAACACCCAGAGAUGCUGUGGAUGGCAUUGCCAAAGCUGCCCGCGAUCCUGCAGUAGAUUUCGUCGAAGGCAUCAUCUUCGGAGAAGACCGUGCCUUGACGAUGACUGCCUCCAUGUGUGCACCGGAGUCGCUCGAAUCGAAUUUGCCUACCGUCGUAUUGCCAGACGAUGGCAGGUACAUCGAUGUGGUGUGCAGGCAUUUAGAUGAGAGCAGAGCAAACUGGCAUUCUAAGAACGUGUCCUGCAGUUUCCGCAUGUCAACCUUCGAUUUCUUGUAUCGCUGGGACUGCGACAUCUUCUGGGCCACCCGGCGAACGAAUUUCCUUGGCGUCCCUGCGGUGCGAGAAGCCCUUGGCCGAGCAUGCUUGCGGUCGAAGGUGCUGUGGCCUGUUGGGACAUUUCUGCGUGGGACGAAGGAAAUGCUCGCUCAGUUCGCGUGGGACAUCUUUGGAGAGUCAGGGCAGCAGCUUGGCUUCAGCAAACCAACGGAGCGCAUCAUCCAGGAUUUGGGCGUCCUCUUCGAGCAGGUACCAGCUUUCGCCAAAGAUCUCGAAGCCCAUGGCGAGCUCCCCUUCUGGAUUUGUCCCAUCAAAUGUCGUGGCUUGGUCAACGAGCAACCUUUGUUUCCUCUUCCAAAGGAUGCUGACUAUGUGAUGGAUGUGGCCUGUUUCGGUGCGGUGCCUCAGGACAUGAAGAGCCGGGAUCCGCUGUUCCACAACCGGGGCAUCGAGCAAGUGUUGCAAAAGUAUGACGGCAUGAAGGCGUUCUACUCCGAUGUGCUAUACUCGCGGGAGUACCUCUACAACAAGUUCAAUGGACCUUUGUACGAUCGGCUGAAGGCCAAGUUCGACCCGCAUGGCGUGCUGCCACACAUCUUCGACAAGGAGCUAGUUGCAGCGAGAAGGCAUGAGAUCAAAGCACAGGGCUUGGUAGCAACAGCCAUAGUAGCUCUGAUGGAGCGCCAACGCUCGCUCAAAGCAGCAUUGGAAGACUGUGAAGCCUGGCUUCAGGCACUCGAGGUGCAGAAGGUCGAAGCUUCUAAGCAGGCUGCAAGCACCGUGCUCCCUCCGAGAUUCGUGCGGACUGUACAGCGACUCGAUCUGACGGACAAGGAGGUGAAAGCUCUAGAGCAUAUCUUGGUGCUGCAAUGUCUCCCUGAGUGGGUCCGAGAAGUGAAGUUCGUGAUGGAGCUGGCCGAGUAUACGAAGUUGAGCCCGAGCGAGUUGCUCCACUUUGCCGCCAAAAGCCGGAAGCACCGCAAGCAGGGGCUGAUCGCGGAGGUCUCCGUGGGUUUUUUGUCCUUGUCGGACGUGGACAGGAACGUCGAUGACGAACCGCGCGGCACACUGGCCUUGCUCAGCCCGGAGGCUGCAAAAGCUUUGACGGGCGGUGAGCUGUCAGUCGCGGAGCUCCUCAAAGUCGAUGAGUCCUCCGCCUUGGCGGAGGCUUUGCACGAGGAAGGCCUCACCACGCACCCUGCGGCCGAGAAAGAGGCUACCCAAACUGCAGAGACUGAGGAGCCCCCGCAGGAGUGCCAGGACGAGGCAGCUGCACGCGGGAAGAAGAGGCAGCGAGAGAUCGACCCAGAGGGCCAAGACACUCCCAUGGAGGCCUCUCCCGAGGAGGGCCAAGACGAGAAACCACAGCCGGAGUUCGACCUCUUUGACAUCAUUUCAGCAGAGCGUCGACGCGACGAGAAGCGGCUUGAGGCCAUGUCUGCCCCGCAAGGGGCGAAGGAGGACGACGGCGAGGAGAAAGAGCACACCGGCAAGCUGACUCCGUACAAGACCGACCUCGAGUACUUGGUGGAUGCUGUGGAGCUGGUUUCGCGGAAGGGGCGGCUCUACCAGGUGAAACAGAAGCUGGAAGAAAAGAAGACGGCAUCUGUGGAAGGCGAAGAGGAACAGGAGGAUGCCUUUGGGGCGCCCUGGCAGCGGCGCCACGACGCCACGAGGGAUCGGCGGAGAGCCCGGGAGUUCGAAGGCCAGGUGCGGCAGCUCACGCGCAAGAUCCAGGAGAGAUUACGCCUCACCCGCGCGACGACGGCGGAUCAACCCGAGUCCGUGGUUUGGGUGCCGCGCUUGGAGCGCAUCCUCUCUUCCAGGCAGAUGAACGAAUUCGAGAAAGAAGUGGUUAUUCUGCUCGUGGGCCUCAUUCUCCUGCCCCACAAGUUCUCCGUCAACGUGGGAGCGGGGGUCUACCACUGCCGAGGAGAGCCUGUGGACGUGGCGACCAUCCUCGCCUUCCUCUCCCCUGAUCUAGCGAGCCAGAUCUCGAACCGGAAGUCCUUCUACAAGGAUGCCGUGCUCGUCCGCGACCACAUCAUCCACGUCAGCACCAAGGGCGUGCAGGGAGAUUUGUCUUCCUGCCCUGUGGAAAUCGACCGUCGGAUGGUGGACUUUAUUGUUGGCCUGGACAGUGAAGUCCAUCACCUUGUGGAUGGUAGUCACCUCUAUUUGCCCCAGACAAAGAUGGAUGCGGUCGUGCUGCCUGAGGAGACCAAAACUCUGAUCACACGGACAGUUCGCAGUCUCGGCCUCUUCAAGAAAAGCAAGCAGCAGUUCAAGCUGGCGGAGACCAUCGCUUCCUCGGGCCUGGUCAUGCUGUUCUAUGGGGACUCUGGCACAGGGAAGACGAUGACGGCCAAUGCUAUCGCCAAUCUCCUGGGCAAGAAGCUGCUGCUGAUCAAUUUUCCGUCGCUUGGUGGUGAACAGGCUGCCGGCUUUGUGAGGAUGAUCUUCCGCGAGUCGAAGAUCAACGACGCCGUACUCUUCUUCGAUGAGUGCGAGUCGAUCUUCGAGUCAAGAGAUCGGUCGACACAGCGCGAUGUUAACAUGUUGCUGACGGAGCUGGAACGGCACGAUGGUAUGAUCAUCUUGGCGACAAACCGACCCUUCGAUCUGGAUGAAGCCAUGCAUCGACGCAUCACCUUGGCCAUCGAGUUUUCCAAGCCGGAUCAUGUACUUCGGCAGCACAUCUGGAAGUCCUUACUCCCUGCGAGCCUUCCUCUGGCGGACGACGUGGAUCUGGCCGCGCUCGCCAUGCGCUACGAGCUCUCUGGUGGUUUCAUCAAAAAUGCGAUCCUGACAGCCUUGAGCAUUGCCUGCGCACGGGCAGAACGCAGUGGGGCGUCAACGCAGCCCAACGACGUGCGCGUGACGCAGGAAGAUCUGGCCAAGGGAGCCCAGCUGCAGCUACGGGGCCGCCUGGCCAUGCGCAGCUUUGAACGUCGAAUUGUGCCCCGUAGCGGCCUGGAGUGCCUGGUUUGUGGGCCCAAGCUGCGGGCGAAACUCCAAGAGGUCAUCGAUUUUGAGAAAUCGAAGACCGUCCUCUACGGGCAGUGGGGUUUCGGGGGACGCACGGCCUUCAGUGGGGGCCAGCCGGAAAUCGGUUCUUGCGUGCUCUUCUAUGGGCCACCAGGAACUGGAAAGUCUCUGGCCGCGCAGGCCAUUGGCUUUGAGGUGGGCCGAGCACUGAAGGUCGUCAACGCUGCAAAUGUCGUGGACAAGUAUGUCGGGGAAACUGGCAAGAACAUCGAGAAGGUGUUUGCCGAAGCGCGAGCCAUGGAAGCCAUCCUUGUCUUCGACGAGGCAGAGGGCCUGUUUGGCAGACGCAACGCAGAUGCCUCCAGUAGUGUGGACAAGCACGCCAAUCUCGAUUCGGGUUUGUUGCUCUAUUGGCUGGAGCACUACCCAGGCCUGUGCAUCUUGACCACGAAUGCCAAAGACGCAAUUGAUUCGGCGUUCUUCCGCCGGUUCCGAUUCAUGGUCGAAUUUCCGCAGCCGGACCGGGCGACCAGAGCAAAGCUGUGGGAGUCCAGCCUGCCGAAGCAGGCUCCGCGGGCCUCGGAUGUCGACUUCCAGGCUCUAGCCUCGGAGUUCGAGAAGUUCGCCGGCGGCGACAUCCAGAAUGCCGUGAUCCGUGCCGCCUCAAGGGCUGCCCUGCGCCCCGACGACGGGAAGCGCUGGAUCUGCAUGGCGGACCUACGUGAAGCUGCUCGUACCGAGAGCAACAAGGCAGAUGAGUCCUUACAGAGACUCUACACCUGA